This is a messenger RNA of Dromiciops gliroides (monito del monte), 2207 nucleotides long. RefSeq names its product BLCAP apoptosis inducing factor (gene BLCAP). The coding region runs from base 614 to 877 and encodes 87 amino acids. NCBI's taxonomy places the organism in Eukaryota, Metazoa, Chordata, Mammalia, Microbiotheria, Microbiotheriidae. The transcript is spliced from 3 exons. The record is from RefSeq and is a predicted model, not a curated record.
GUCCCGUUCGCAGCCCUUACGCGCCGCGUUGUCUUUCCCCGGCUCCCUCUCAAGGGCUGCGGGUCACCUGGAUGGAGGAGGGGUUGGGGGUGAGGAGAAAGCCCUCUUCCGGCGCAAGCGCAUAACUUUCCGGGGCGCUGCGCCCCACUACUAGUAGCAUCCCCUCCGGCGCAGGCGCAGAAUGUUCCUUUCCCUCCCUUGGUGCGUUCCCCCUUCUCCCGGGGCAGUGGGCUGGGGAAUGUCAGUCCCUGUCCUGAGGGGGUAGCCAGGAGGGAGGACUCCAGGGAAUGGGAGAAAGCCUUCUUCCAAGCCUUCCUGCGGAUUAUUCGCAGACUUCAAAUCUGGGUUUUCCUCCCUGUCGGUUGAGUCCCAGAGAGGUCUCAUCUGAAGUACUGUGUUCAGUUCUGCAUAUACUGAUAAAGAUAUUGAUAACCUGGAAAAUAGCCAGAGGAAAACCCUUAGGAUGUGAAGUUCUGUCUUCAGAAUACGGGACAACUUGGUGCACACAUUGGAGAAGCCGUUGAAAAUUGAGUGGAAACGAAAUCAAAGAAGCAGAUAGAGUUCACUUGCUGUCGAGGGCCUUGUGCCUCUCCUUCCUUGCCCAGCAGAGACCAUGUACUGCCUUCAGUGGUUACUGCCUGUACUGCUCAUCCCAAAGCCCCUCAACCCAGCUCUCUGGUUCAGUCACUCGAUGUUCAUGGGCUUCUACCUUCUGAGCUUUCUCCUGGAGCGGAAGCCAUGCACAAUCUGUGCCUUGGUCUUCCUGGCAGCCUUGUUCCUUAUCUGUUACAGCUGUUGGGGGAACUGUUUCUUAUAUCACUGCACUGGCUCCCACCUCCCUGAAUCAGCUCAUGAUCCCAGGAUAGUGGGGACUUAGGAGCCUCAUGGCUGCUAACUGAUUGGCUUUCAAUAUGAGAACCCAAGGGGAAAGGAUGUUCACGAUAUGAUUGAUCACAGGCUUCCUGCACGUCUGUGUAGACUAGAUUAGUACAUUCCUGAUUGGGCAUCCUUCACCUGUGACAUGUCACUUCCAGUUUUUUAUGAUGUGAACAACAGCACCACCUGGUGCUUUCGGUUUGAAGCCCAGCAGUGGUCAGUGGUUGUUGCUGUUUUCCUUCCCUGCCUUCAUUCCUACACCUCACUGACUGGAUGAUCACCCUUUCAUCUCACAUCCUGCCAGGGGACCAGACUCAACACGGCCAGCCUAACUCUGCUGAUCCAGGGAUCUCCACUAUGUGGCAGCAGACCUCAUGUCUUGUUUUUACCUAGGCGAACCUUGUCUGGACUGCAACUAGUUUCCUUCUCUCCAACCUUUCAGCCUUAUAUUGCCCAUAGGGCCAGUUGAGUCAUUGUCAACACAGGUCUCUUAACUGCAGAAACCCCAGCUCUUCAAUGAAGCCAGUGGCACCUGGGAUCUCUAGCCUCCUGCUCAGUAGGCUAGAAUGAAAUGUUUUGGCAUUUCAGUGCUGUCCACAUUUAACUCUCCUGUUUCUUUUUCUGAAACAAUAACACUCUUGCAAUAGUUCCUGGGUAUAAGAACAGGUCUUGCCCCACAGUGCCACAUCCCGCCCCAAUCAAUUUCUAGAGUUUACAGGGUUCUCAUUUCUUGGGGGCAGUACUACGAGCUGUUGGGGUUUUUUAUCUUUCAUCCCAAUUCCUUUAAAUCUGCUGAUGCCCACAUGAUUGGGUUGGAGAGCAGGUCUUUGCUUUCAGAAUGGUAAUGAGCAAUCAGUGGUUGGGGGAUUAUCUUGUUUUUAUUAGCUGGGAAGAAUGUAUAUUGUGUAUCUGAAUUGGGAAUUUAUCACUAGCACAGUUGAUAACUCUACAGUGGUGGAGAUUGUUGAAGGACACAAGCCCUAGAACGCAUCAGCCUGAACAGAACAACUCAGGAGAGGUGAUAAGAAGUAGCCACUUCGUUCCUUACUGGGACCCCUAGGCUUUGUCUCUUCGAAGAUCCCAUUGUACAAAGAAAUACCCAGGAAGAAGACUUUCUUGUUUUUCUUAGUAUGCUUUCAGUCUGAUCCACUCACUCAUCUUCCCUUGAAUUGAUUGAGGAGUGGGAGGUGACCUGGGCAGAGGACUGAACUUGGUGCUUGUCACCUGAGGAAUUGGACCUAACAGCAACAUUUUUGAAAUUUAAGGGCUGCUGGUUAAAACAUUGUUUAUUUUUGGUUGGCUCAAUUGCACAGCUGUUUAAGAUGUUUAAU